UAGUCUUUCGUCGGCCUUCAAUCGCGCAGCUUAGUUCAGCGGGCAAACCUGACGCAUUUGCCGCAUGCGGGCCAAAACCUAACAGAAAACAAAAAAAAGCAAAAAAAGAACAAAAAUUCAAAUUUAUUUUUUUGCUGUCGCACGAUUCUUCUGAGAAUUGCAACAUUUUGCUAGCAAUUCGUGUGCCGAAAACUCGCUCUGAAUCGGCAGUUCUUGCUAAAUUUUUGGGCAACACGUGUUGCUGCCAAUGAGACAAUUACACUUGCCUCUCUCUCUAGCGGCCUCUCCCUCUCUCUCUCACUCUUAAUUACGUCCGCCUCCGGCGGGGUACAAAGUACACGUCACCGUCACAGCUGGCACAAGCGUUAAUUGGCGAGCGGGAAUCCGAAGAAGAAAGCAGAGAAACCGAACAGCAGAGCAGCAGAGCAGCAGAGCGGAGAGUAGCGAAACCUUUUAGUGAUUGACGAACUGCGCUAAAGGCCAGUCGAGUGUCGAGAGUCGAGAGUCGAGAAUCGGACAACGGAGCAAUGGGCUACGAUGAGGUUAUCGUUCAGCUGGGCGACUUUGGCCGCUACCAGAAGAUCAUCUAUGUGCUCAUCUGUCUGACCUCCAUACCGGUGGCAUUUCACAAGCUCGCCGGGGUUUUUCUGCUCGCCAAGCCGGAGUUCCGGUGCGCGCUGCCCACGGAUGUGGAUGGGGCCAGUUACGAGCUGCCGGCGCAGCUGCAGCAGCUCGCAUACCCUGAAAAGGACAGCUGCGCCUACUACGAGGUGGCCUACACCAAUGGCAGCUACCAUCGGCUGAGCAACAGCAGCCAGAGUUGCACUCGCUACAUCUACGAUCAGAGCAAAUACCUGAAUAGCGCCGUCACCGAGUUCAACUUGGUGUGCGGACGUGGCUUUCUCGCGGCUAGCAGUGAUUCCAUGUUCAUGCUGGGCGUGCUGCUGGGCAGCAUUAUCUUCGGGCAGCUGAGCGACAAGCACGGUCGGAAGCCUAUCUUCUUUGCCUCGCUGGUCAUCCAGGUGAUCUUUGGCGUGGUGGCAGCCCUGGCGCCAGAAUACUUCACCUAUACGCUGGCCCGCCUCAUUGUGGGCAGCACCACAUCCGGUGUCUUCCUGGUGGCCUACGUCAUCGCCAUGGAAAUGGUGGGUCCCACCAAGCGCCUGUACGCUGGCAUCUUUGUGAUGAUGUUCUUCUCCAUGGGCUACAUGCUGACGGCGGUCUUCGCCUACUUCAUCCACGACUGGCGCUGGCUGCAGAUCGGCCUGACCCUGCCCGGGCUGGUGUUCAUGUGCUACCAUUGGAUCAUACCGGAGUCCGUGCGCUGGCUGCUGUCCAAGGGCCGCAACGAGGAGGCCAUGCAGAUCAUACAGAAGGCGGCGCACUUCAAUCGGGUGAACAUCACGAAGGAGACUUUGGUCGCUCUGCUGGACGAGGGCGUCAGCUGCAAGCAGGAGGUGAAGGAGGAGACGGCUAGGCCGCCCUCGGUGUGGGAUCUGCUGCACUAUCCCAAUUUGCGCCGCAAGACGCUCGUCAUCUUUUUCGAUUGGCUGGUCUGCACUGGCGUCUACUACGGCCUCUCCUGGAGCACCAACAAUCUGGGCGGCAAUGUCCUGCUCAACUUCUUAAUCUCUGGCGCCGUGGAGAUACCCGCCUACUGCUUCCUGCUGUUGACCCUGAACAGAUGGGGCCGUCGCUCCAUACUCUGCGGCUGCAUGCUGGUCGCCGGUGUCAGCCUGCUGAUGACCAUCAUCGUGCCACAGCAUAUGCACUGGCUCAUCGUCACGUGCGCCAUGGUGGGCAAGCUGGCCAUCACGGGCUCCUACGGCACCAUCUAUCUCUUCUCCAGCGAGCAAUUCCCUACGGUGGUGCGCACGGUGGGCAUGGGCGCCGCCUCCAUGGUCUCUCGGCUGACUGGCAUGCUGGCGCCCUAUCUAAAUGCCCUGGCCACCAUUUGGCCACCGCUUCCCCUGGUCAUCUAUGGCGCCCUCUCGCUGGCCGCCGGCUUCAUGUCGCUGAUGCUGCCGGAGACGCACAACAAACCGACACUGGAGACGAUCGCGGAUGGCGAGCGAUUCGGUAAGAAGGAGCCAACCGAUGCCUACUUGGAAACAGGCAAGGAGCUGCGGGAGACAUUGGAAGCACAACCCCUAAAUGCGGCCAUGCUCAAUGGCAACGGGCACAAAUACUGAGCAAGUCAAGUAGCCGAAGACUUCGGCACAUGUCGAAGAUGAAAUUCCUUGUAGACAAUAUCCAUACGGAUAUACGUUUUGAGAAGUACCUCAAGAGAUCUGAGGAUAAAAGUUCCAAAUUUGAUACGAAAAGUAAGUUUAAUGAUGGGCCUAUAUUAGGAUUUCCCUAUAUAGAGACUUGGAUAUUCUUCCUUAAUUAUAGUUCCAUAUUGAUAGAUAUUGAUAUUGAUAGAUAUUCUCUAAAAUACCAAGUUUUUUGUCCGAAUUUCUGAUAGACUAAUAAAGUUUGGCAGUUAUAUCAUUUAGUCGUCCGAUUUUUUCAUAUUCAACUCCUAUGCACUAGAAAGACAAAGACUUUGACUCAUUUGCUUGAAAACAGACAAGUAUAACGCUGUUUAUUAGACAUCUAUAGGUCUUCCACGUUCCAUAACAAUAUUCAUAGCAUCGCCUCUACAAGGGUACUAAAUAAUAAGAUCUUUGAACUCGAAAAAAAGAAUAUUUUCAACUUAGCUGUGGCUUCGGCUAGACUAGACUUCAUUUUGAGUGCCCUACGUGAGCUUUUUUUUCUUGAGAUUCCUCAAAAAUUAAUUUUUGCUAAUUAGCUAAGGCCAAGCUUGUCGUGGGUCAUUAACCUUCUAGCUGAUGUAUUUACAGCUAUAUUUUCCUAUAAAAGACAAAGUAUUAUUUUUUUGAAAUCUCAUAUGCAUGCCAAAAAAAAAAACAAAAAAGGAAAAAGUGAAAAAAAAAAAAACAGCGCAUAGAAAAUUCUUCUCUUUUAGGCAUUUAGCAGGGCUCAGUAGCAUCACUAGGGGGUAGGUUUACUGUUGUCCUGCCCAAUAUUCCAUUUAGGGAUUGAAGAGGGAGAAAAGAAGUUGAUAGUGUGCUCUACUGCAACCCUGUGCCCAUUAUGACAAUGUAUUAUUUUUACUCUCUAUGUAUAUGUAUCUGCAUCUCUGUAUGUCUGUAUGUAUACGAUAAACGUAGUACUUACUUAAUUACUUACGACUUAACAUUAUAUCGAAUUUCUAGACAAAUGUACUUAUCUCUAUGUACUUAUAUAUUUAAUAUAUAUUGCGAAAUUGUAUCUAUUCCUGGACCAAAGUAAAUAAAUCUUAACUCGAAAUAAAUCUUAA
Molecule: messenger RNA, 3325 nt
Organism: Drosophila mojavensis
Lineage: Eukaryota; Metazoa; Arthropoda; Insecta; Diptera; Drosophilidae
Product: organic cation transporter-like protein
Exons: 1
Coding region: 528-2192 (554 amino acids)
Biological process (GO): transmembrane transport
Cellular component (GO): membrane
Molecular function (GO): transmembrane transporter activity
Source: RefSeq, a predicted model, not a curated record